UACUUUUUCUUGGUCAAGACAGUUGAUAGACAACCUUUCACUUUCGCUAAUGUUGUUUAAAUCUUUACUUCCUUCAGCCAUCGUGGCUAUUUCCACCUUCAUUUCCUCGGUUUCCGCCGACGAUUUACCACCAAUCGAAAUUGUUGGUAACAAAUUCUUUUACUCCAACAAUGGUUCCCAAUUUUUCAUGAAGGGUAUUGCUUAUCAACAAAAUACUGCUGAUUCCAACUCCACUUUUGUUGAUCCAUUAGCUGAUGCCGAUGCUUGUAAGAGAGAUAUCCCAUACAUGCAAGCUGUUGACACCAACGUUAUUAGAGUUUAUGCCUUAGACACUACCCAAGACCACACUGAAUGUAUGCAAUUAUUGCAAGAAGCUGGUAUCUACGUUGUUGCUGAUUUAUCUCAACCAGAUGAAUCUAUCAACAGAGCCUCCCCAUCUUGGGAUUUAGACUUGUUAAAGAGAUACACUUCUGUUGUUGAUUUAUUCCACAACUACACCAACAUCUUGGGUUUCUUUGCUGGUAAUGAAGUUACCAACGAAGUCUCAAACACUGAUGCUUCUGCUUUCGUCAAGGCUGCUAUUAGAGACACCAAGGCUUACAUUAAGGCCAAGGGUUAUAGAACCAUCCCAGUCGGUUACUCUGCCAAUGAUGACACUGAUAUUAGACAAUCUUUAGCUCAAUAUUUCGCUUGUGGUGAUGACGAUGAAAGAGCCGAUUUCUUUGGUAUUAACAUGUAUGAAUGGUGUGGAUCUUCUUCAUUCACCACAUCUGGUUAUUCUACUAUUACCAAGGAUUACGCCAACUUAAACAUUCCACUUUUCUUCUCCGAAUACGGUUGUAACAAGGUUACUCCAAGAAAGUUCCAAGAAGUUGCUACCAUUUAUGGUGACCAAAUGACUGAUGUUUGGUCUGGUGCUAUUGUCUACAUGUACUUCCAAGAAGAAAACGAUUACGGUUUAGUUUCUAUUGACGGUUCUGGUAAGGUCAGCACUUUACAAGAUUACAACAACUAUAAGUCUCAAAUCUUGCAAGUUAGCCCAUCCGGUGUUAAGGCUGCUGAUGAAUCUUCAUCUUCUCUUUCUCCAACUUCCUGUCCUACCAACACUGACAACUGGGAAGCUUCUACUGAAUUACCACCAACCCCAGAUAAGGAUGUCUGUAACUGUAUGAGCGAAUCAUUAUCUUGUGUUGUUUCUCCUAAGGUUAAAUCAAGCAAAUACGGUGAUUUAUUUGAUUACGUUUGUGACCAAAUUGAUUGUUCCGGUAUUGGUGCCAAUGGUACCACUGGUGAAUAUGGUGCUUACUCCCCAUGUGAAGCCGCUGACAAGUUAAGUUUCGUCUUGAACCUUUACUACGAAGCCCAAGGUGGUGAUGAUUCUGCUUGUGACUUCGAUGGCAGUGCUACCCUCCAAAAGGCACAAACUGCUUCUUCUUGUUCCGCUAUCUUGAAGUCUGCUGGUACUUCUGGUUUAGGUACUGUAGUUGGUGCUAUUCACACUGAUGAAAGUGACAGUCAAUCUAACGGUUCUUCUACCAACGGUUCCAACUCUUCCAAGACCACUUCUGGCUCCAGCAGUUCUGGUACUUCUGCUGCCAAGAAGAACAGUGCUAACUCUAACUCUGCCAUGACCUUAUGGACCAAGAUUGGUGCCGUGGGUGUUUCCAUGGUUGUUGGAUUCGGUAUGAUUAUGAUGUAAGUUUGUAUUAUUUAAGAUAUUUAGAGUUUAUAAAUAUAAUUGAUUGUUCAUUAGGCUUG
Spathaspora passalidarum NRRL Y-27907 is the source of this 1758-nucleotide messenger RNA. RefSeq names its product 1,3-beta-glucanosyltransferase (gene PHR2). Gene Ontology annotation, cellular component: fungal-type cell wall; cytoplasm. Bases 50 to 1699 code for a protein of 549 amino acids. NCBI's taxonomy places the organism in Eukaryota, Fungi, Ascomycota, Pichiomycetes, Serinales, Debaryomycetaceae. The transcript has a single exon. Gene Ontology annotation, molecular function: 1,3-beta-glucanosyltransferase activity. The record is from RefSeq and is a predicted model, not a curated record. Gene Ontology annotation, biological process: fungal-type cell wall (1->3)-beta-D-glucan biosynthetic process.